Molecule: messenger RNA, 1518 nt
Organism: Penicillium cataractarum
Lineage: Eukaryota; Fungi; Ascomycota; Eurotiomycetes; Eurotiales; Aspergillaceae
Product: sugar porter family MFS transporter
Exons: 7
Coding region: 1-1518 (505 amino acids)
Biological process (GO): carbohydrate transport; transmembrane transport
Cellular component (GO): membrane
Molecular function (GO): carbohydrate:proton symporter activity
Source: RefSeq, a predicted model, not a curated record
AUGGGCUUUCCUCCUAAGGUAUACCAGUUUCUAGUGGGCACAUUUGCCGCACUUGGAUCAUUUCUCUACGGGUACGACCUUACUAUUGUCGCCGAGGUGGUAUCUAGUGGCUCUUUUCUGAGCUACUUCAGCCCCACCACCACUGAGAUAGGUCUUGUUGCGUCCCUGCUCACGGCUGGCGCUUUUCUCGGCGCCGGCUUGGCAUACCCAUGCUCGGAUUACUUUGGCCGUCGAGCAACCAUAUUGGCCGGUGGAGUGAUCUUUUGCCUUGGUGGUGGCUUACAGACUGGUGCGCGGAACUAUGGUUACAUCUUAGGCGGUCGUUUCAUUGCGGGUGUUUCGAUCGGUGUGCUCACCAUGAUUGUUCCAAUCUAUCAGGCAGAACUAGUACACCCCAAUAUUAGAGGGUUGGUAACCGGACUGCAGCAGUUCAUGCUCGGCAUUGGUGGUGUCUGUGGAAGUUGGAUCAGCUAUGGCACUUAUAUCAGUUUUGUGGACAACCGCCAAUGGCGCAUCCCAUUGGGGAUUCAGAUCGUACCAGCUGCUCUUCUGUCUGGUCUAAUUUUCCUUUUUCCAGAAUCCCCUCGUUGGCUCAUCAGCCAGGGUCGGCUGGAGAGGGGUCUUCAGACCCUGGCGCGACUGCAUGCGAAUGGGAACACAUCCGACCCGUGGAUUCUCGCCGAGUUUGAGCAAAUCAAAACGCAAGUGGCCGCAGAGAAGGAACACAAUCAGGUCAAGUUUUAUCAGUGGAUCACUGAUAAGUCCAACUUCCGUCGUCUCCUGCUGGCUUGCGCUAUGCAAGCCGCCACCCAGAUGACAGGAGUGUCCGCUAUUCAAUACUACUCCGUCACUAUCUUUGAACAAAUUGGCAUUGAUGGAACUGACACCCUGCGCUACCAAGCUAUCAACUCGAUCAUUGGCCUUAUCGGUGAAUUCCUUCUCAUGAUGGUUGUCGAUAGAAUUGGCCGUCGCAAACUUGUGGUUGGCGGAAAUCUUGCUAUGUGUCUCACAUACGUUAUCAGCACAAUUCUUCUCGCCCAAUUCCCUCCCGAAGUGAAUAAUACAGGCGCACAUUGGGGCUUCAUUAUUAUGACAUGGGUUUAUAACUUCUGCUUUGCCAGUAUGGGAUCACUGUCUUGGAUGAUCCCUGCCGAGAUAUUCGAUACUGCUACUCGAGCGAAAGGUGUAGCGUUGGGCUGCAUGGUCUCAUUUGCCUUUAACACAAUGAUUGGCCAGGUGACACCGAUUGGAAUGGCAAACUCCGGCUGGAGGUUCUACAUUCUGUUCGUGGUCUGCAAUUUCACAAACGCCGUCUUCUUCUGGGCCAUUCUCCCGGAGACAAAGCAGUUACCUCUGGAAGAGAUGAAGAAACUGUUCACUGAGAGUCCCUGGUUCAUCGGCAACUCCACCAAAAGCGAGAAUCGAGUUACUGAGACUAGUAUUCUGGCGCAGCAGAUCGAAAGCAAAGGGCUAGAAGAUAAGACCGGUAUAACACAGCAUAAUGAAGUAACCGCUUGA